Molecule: messenger RNA, 870 nt
Organism: Camellia sinensis
Lineage: Eukaryota; Viridiplantae; Streptophyta; Magnoliopsida; Ericales; Theaceae
Source: RefSeq, a predicted model, not a curated record
AAUAAAAUCAAAUCAAAUAAAAGAAGCUGAAAUUCAGUUAUUUUUCGCACUCAGGAUUCGAACCUGAUCACCUCUGUGGAGAGAACUGCGUCCUCCACUGAACCACCACAUUUUAUUGAACACCCUAAUUUGAACGACUUACUCACCAAAGGUUCACUUUUACGAUGCAAAGCCCACAAACAAGAAAACCAAACGAGAUAUUCCAAGAAAGAUAAGAAAAAAAAUUAAAGAGAGCUAAAAAAUCUGAAGAAAAAAAUGGGUGAAAACAAGCAAAUCCCUUCUCCGCAGUUCGAUCCGAAUGCAAAGUGGGACGCCUGUCUCGAUUUGGGUAUCCGCCGAUUCGUUUACUCCACCCUGGCCGGUGCCGUCGGUGGUUUCCUUCUCUUCAGGAGUCCUGUGACACGCUGGGCAUCAGUGGCUUUGGGUGCUGGACUGGGUAUUGGAUCUGCAUACACAGAGUGUUCUUACAAGUUUGAUGAGAAGUUGACCAUCUCUAAGAUUUCAGAUCCUGCUUCUCAGGAUGGACAGGACUGAGAUUAGAAUUUGAAGUACCUUCAAGUUUUUGGUCCCAAAUCAGAAUUCUUCAUACAAUUAGAUUGGGUGUUACCGUUUUUCUGUUUCAGCUUUUGUCCAUGUAUUGCCAAGAUUGUUCUGGAUUGUUAAUCAUUUAACCCAAUGUAGUGGAAAUUUCAUAUGAAACCCUUAUUUUCACUAUGUAACUUAACAUCAAUUGGGGUUUCGUAGAUGAAAAAAAGAAAAAAGGAAUUACAGCUUUUAUUGAAGCGUUGGGCUAAAUGUAAGGUAUGAUAUGCAGAUUUGAGUUUUGGUGACUUUACAAGUAUGGAGAGCUUUAUUUUUGUUCUUAUUUAA